AUGUGCAAAUUUGCAGUGUGCGCCCAACUUAUCGAGGGUGCCAAAAACGAGAACCUCGUUGUGAAAGGCCCUAUUCGCCUCCCAACGAAGGUACUCCGCAUCACUACUCGCAAAACUCCUUGCGGAGAAGGAUCCAAAACAUGGGAUCGUUUCCAGAUGCGUAUCCAUAAGCGUCUGAUUAACCUGCACACACCUGCUGAUCUCCUGCGUCAGAUUACCUCAAUCUCCAUUGAACCUGGAGUCAAUGUUGAGGUCACACAGGCCAACUAA
Strongylus vulgaris is the source of this 270-nucleotide messenger RNA. Lineage: Eukaryota; Metazoa; Nematoda; Chromadorea; Rhabditida; Strongylidae. The record is from the annotation of a GenBank genome assembly.